AUGGAAAAUAAAACAAUAAAAACCCGCCUCCUCCUAAUCUCAGACACCCACUCCAAACCCCCUCACCUCCCCCCCUCCCCGCACCCCUACCGCCAUCCCCUCCCAAAAGCCAACAUCCUCAUCCACGCAGGCGACCUCACAACAAUCGGCAGCCUCACCGAACACAAAACCACCCUAUCCGUCCUCCAAGCCGCAGACGCAGAACUCAAGCUCGUCAUCGCAGGGAACCACGACAUCACCCUCGACGAGGAAUACUACGCCGCCCUCCCCACAAGCAGUUUCAGAACCCGCGGCGGACGCGAAGAUGUCUCCGCUGUAAAGCAGCUCUAUUGCAGCGAUGAAGCCCACGCUGCGGGGAUACGGUACUUGGACGAGGGAAUGCAUAAUUUUACGCUGAGUACCGGUGCGACGCUGAGCGUGUAUGCCUCGCCGUAUACGCCUGCGUUUUGUGGGUGGGCGUUUGCGUAUCCGCGUGGGAAGGAUAGAUUCAACCCCCCUCCUGCGGAAGCAACUGAGGCAAAUGUGGCAGAUGCAGCAGGAGGGGCAGGCGUAGUCCCCGACUUCCCAGCUGUGGAUAUCAUGAUCACGCAUGGCCCGCCGGCGGGGGUGCUUGAUACUGUGGUUAACGGGGGGAGUGUAGGGUGCGAGGGGCUGUUUGCGGCUGUGAAGCGGGCGCGGCCGCGGAUGCAUGUCUUUGGGCAUAUACAUGAGGGGUAUGGUGCGCUGCGAGGGGAGUGGGGGACGGAUAUGACGUUGGGAGGGACGAGGGUGGUGUGCGAUGAGGACAGGGUGCGCGAGGAGGGAGGGGCGUAUGUGGAUGUUAGCGCCGACUCGGGGCGGCCGCUGCGGUUUGGGGAGGAGACGCUGUUUGUGAAUGCGAGUGUGCUGAAUGAAAGGUAUAGAGCUGUGAAUGCACCGUGGGUGGUGGAUCUGGAUUUACCGGUUGCUUCGUAG
Aspergillus pseudoviridinutans is the source of this 954-nucleotide messenger RNA. RefSeq names its product metallophosphatase domain-containing protein. The coding region runs from base 1 to 954 and encodes 317 amino acids. The transcript has a single exon. The record is from RefSeq and is a predicted model, not a curated record. NCBI's taxonomy places the organism in Eukaryota, Fungi, Ascomycota, Eurotiomycetes, Eurotiales, Aspergillaceae. Gene Ontology annotation, molecular function: hydrolase activity.